UGUAUUAAUUGCUCUCCUUAAUUUGUGGUUGAUUUCACAGGAAACGAGUGAGCUCGAUUUCGGCGAGAUGCCGAAACUGAAGAAGUUGUCCGUCGAAUAUAGAAAACGUGGUUACGAAGGUCUUACUAGACUGAUAGCUGCUUUGAUAAGGGCAUCUCCUCAUUUGGAGGAAUUUGGUUUAACGUAUAAUUGGCUUCCAGCUACGACGAAGAAAGAUAGACAAUUGGAGGAUGCAAUAAGGUUUCCCCACCAUCACCUUAAAGUCUUCGAGUUGAGUUGCAACUAUAGUCGCAUUAGCACUGUCAUGGUUGACAUAGUUGGGGGUAUUUUGGAGAACUGCGUCGUGCUUGAGAAAAUAAUUGUUGACCCCUCGGGUGGACAUUUCCCUAUAGAUGACCGGGAAAAAUCUACGAGGAGGAGGAGGGCGAAGAAACAACACGAACCACAAGUGCCUCAACACAUUGAACUUGUUAUUCUUUAACUUCAACAAUUAUAUAGGCCAUUGGCGAAAAGUUUUUUUCGUCGCUCACAAUUAAUUAUAUGUUAUCUAGUUUGGUGAAGUUAUGAAUUUAUUAUUUAAGAUCU
Molecule: messenger RNA, 585 nt
Organism: Erythranthe guttata (spotted monkey flower)
Lineage: Eukaryota; Viridiplantae; Streptophyta; Magnoliopsida; Lamiales; Phrymaceae
Product: F-box/LRR-repeat protein At3g26922-like
Molecular function (GO): protein binding
Source: RefSeq, a predicted model, not a curated record